Volvox carteri f. nagariensis is the source of this 1215-nucleotide messenger RNA. RefSeq lists its product as uncharacterized. Gene Ontology annotation, cellular component: chloroplast. Gene Ontology annotation, biological process: protein phosphorylation. The transcript is spliced from 8 exons. The record is from RefSeq and is a predicted model, not a curated record. Gene Ontology annotation, molecular function: protein kinase activity; ATP binding. NCBI's taxonomy places the organism in Eukaryota, Viridiplantae, Chlorophyta, Chlorophyceae, Chlamydomonadales, Volvocaceae. Bases 1 to 1215 code for a protein of 404 amino acids.
AUGCUCAGCCAACAGGCUGCUAAGGUCCGUGCAUCGAUCGGUGACGAAGAACUACGCAAGAGCUACGACGGCUUUGACGAUGUGACAAGAAGUGGCGUGUUCGGUCUGCAGUCUCAGCAGCUGGAGGAGCGUGUGCUUCGUGAGAUUGGUCCAGGCUUCUUUGACUCGGCCGAUUUCGAGGUGCUGCAGCUGCUGGGUAGGAUCAGUGUCAUGCGGGACAUCGGGGGCCACACCGAGGGGCUCACCGCCGUCAUCGCGUACGCGGCACGCUUCCUGCCCCGCCUGCCCAUGCAGCGGCCGCUGACCGUGCUACUCAAGGAGUACCUUCCAGUGGCCCGCGCAGUGGCUUUCAACGAGCUGCUCGUCCUGUCCAAACUCUGCGAUCUGCCUCAGGACCAGUACGUGGUACGACACAGGGAUUCCGCCAACCGCCCCACCACCCGUCAUCCCCCCUUGGUGCCGCUGCUGGGGUAUUUCGUGUCGGCACCCUCAGAGGAAGCCGCGUCGGUAUCCCUGGACUCCGCGGCGGGCAGUGUGUGGCUCGUGUAUCGCUGGGAGGGACUGAGGCCCCUCAACAUGUACCUGGGAGAUGUACGACCGCCCGAGGGAACACCGUCGUUUUUCAAGCGAAAGGAGGUGGCCGAGGCAGAGGCGUGGCGUGCUCGUCACUCCUGGCUGCGAGCCGUGUCUCGUGCUCUGCUGGGUGCCGUGGCGCACUGCCAUGGCGCGGGAGUGACCCACGGGUCGAUCUCUAGCGGCACCGUGUUUUUGAGCUCCACUCGCGAUGAGGACGCGGAUUCGCUGUUCGUAAAACUGGACAACUUUGGAUUCGGUCGCCUAGACCCCGGGGGCCCUCUGGGUCUGGCCACUCCGCAGUUGCCUAAUUUGGACAUUGACAGCACUUCAAGGAAUGAGGGCCGAAAACAUGACCUGCAGGCAACCGCCCUGACUCUCCUGGAAGCCUAUUCCGCCGCCACCGCCACCUCCCCCUCCGGCGCCCUGGCGCGCACCUCGCUGACUAGGCUGCUGUUUGAAAUCUACUGGGACGACAUGGCGGCGUUUCGACAGUAUUGUGCAGAUGAUCCGCCAUUGAGUCGUCUGGUGGCCUUUCUGGACGAGGGCGACCGGGGAGGCUGGGACUUCAUCGCGCAGCUGGUUCGAGGCAAUCGGGGCGCUUCUGAGCUGCUGUUGCACCCGUUCCUGCAGCUGUUGUGA